Adineta steineri is the source of this 1119-nucleotide messenger RNA. Lineage: Eukaryota; Metazoa; Rotifera; Eurotatoria; Adinetida; Adinetidae. The record is from the annotation of a GenBank genome assembly.
AUGACUUCAUAUUCACUUCGUAUAAAGUAUUUUUUUGCUACAGCUCUUGCUAGUUUCUUAACAACGAAAUAUGUGUCAUCACAUGAACAAAACUUCGUACCAAAAUAUGAAUCUGAAACUGGUUUAAAAUUUCCAGAAUCCGUUAUUGAUCUUGCAUGUUUAGCAAAUACAUUUCCAUCACGAUAUAAAAAUAAUUAUCAUGAAACGAAUGUUUGUCUAUCUCAAGUAUUGAACAAUUAUACUGAAAUUAAACAAAUUCAUGGUUUAGUAUAUGAUGACAUCGAUCAAUCAUUUAUUUCAAAUACAUAUCCAUCUUUAGGAAUAAAAGGAUUUCAUUUGAAAGUAUUUGAAAAAGAGAAAAUUGACAAAAAUCAAAAUCAUAAUGUAUUUAUUAUUAUACGUCAUCAAGAACAUGAUUCAGUUUUAACAGAUGAAAUGAAUGAAAUGAUGAGUUUAUUUGGACCAGCUGCUACUGUUGAUCGUCUGCAAGGUAAUAAAGAAGUUUUUGGUGCAUCAACCAUUUCAUCUAUGCUUCGUUUUGUACGACAACAAUUUGGUCUUGAUUAUUUACCACAAGCAAUUUCUAUGUUUAAUCAAAUUCAAUUACAUUAUAAAGAUAAACAUCAUAUUAAAUAUAUAUUUAGUGGUUUUAGUUCAGGAGGUUUAUAUGCUAUUGUAUUAGCUAUAUAUUUUAAUUGGCCAGCAAUUACAUUUUCUGCAACAGGAGUUGAAGAUAUUAUUAAUAUUUAUUAUUCAGAUUUAUUUACAGAUAAAAUAAAACAAUUACAAAUACCACCGAUAUUUAAUUUUGCUCAUGAAUUAGAUUCGGUUCCUCAAUUAGAUUGUCAACUGGGAACAUUAUGUUUGUAUGAAUCGGAAAAAAUUGAUCAACAAUCAAAAUUAACUGCUGAAGAAAUUGAAGCAAUACAUAUAAGUACUAUAUUUGGUCAAACUGAACCAGAAAUAAUCCAAUGGCUUCGUCAACCAAAAAAAUGGACAUGUAUAACAUCGGAUAGUUAUAAUUUAAAAUAUGGUAGUUGUAAACGAGAACGAUUGAGAUGGAAAGAUCGAAUGAAACUUAAUUCUCUUGAUGAAACAUCGAAUAAACAAGAUUUAUGA